Messenger RNA from Myxocyprinus asiaticus (Chinese sucker), 1863 nucleotides. RefSeq names its product HAUS augmin-like complex, subunit 4 (gene haus4). The transcript has 10 exons. Gene Ontology annotation, molecular function: microtubule minus-end binding. The record is from RefSeq and is a predicted model, not a curated record. Gene Ontology annotation, biological process: spindle assembly; centrosome cycle. Gene Ontology annotation, cellular component: HAUS complex. Lineage: Eukaryota; Metazoa; Chordata; Actinopteri; Cypriniformes; Catostomidae. Bases 97 to 1182 code for a protein of 361 amino acids.
CGUCUCACGCAUGCGCAGCGGAUCACUCAAAAACAUUCUGGCGGUAAAAGCGAAAAGAGUGUCAACAAAGGAACAGACGCUACAAAAGAUACCGUGAUGUCCCAGAGAAGAGAUACAGUGUUUGUCUCAUCUUUGGGUAAAGGAGAUGGUUUACAUCAACAAGUUUUAGCAGCAUUCCCUCUGUGCCAGAUGACAGAAGGUGAUUUGAUCCAGAACCCUUUGUUCUGUAAAUUACUGGCAACUCUCUCCCAGCAUGUGGACAAAACCGGACUCACACAGCACCUCAGGAGAGAUCUUGAGAAGGCCGAGCGUGAGUUGCACACACAGAGGUUGGGUUGGCUGCGAGUGGAGAGUCUUCAUCGGGUUCUUCAAGAAAUCGUCCAGGAGCAUCGCUUCAGUAAAGACUCCAGUGCAGAGGACAAGUUCUUCAGCACAUUAGAGCAGUGUCUGCUGCUGGGUCAGUGUGUAAGACAGUUAGACUGCUGCUCUGAUCUCAGUGAGCAUCACAUCACUGUUCUGGGACUGUCUGAGGAGAGACUGAUGAGACAGAUGCCUCCUGAACAGGAGGUGUUACAAAUGAAUCAGAGGUUGCCAUCAGAACUUCUGAAACAUCUAAAGAAGAAGGCCAUUAAUAUGCUGUCAUACUAUCAGCCUGAGUGGGAGAAUGAAAGUGAAGGUCUCAGGAAUGUGAAGCUUUCUAGACUUCCUGAAUUUCUAGACAGCGAACAACAGAAAGCAAAGAGCCUUACUGAGAAGAACAGGGAGAACGGCACUUUACUACAACGACAAACUCAUGCUUACCUUUCUGAGCUGUUGAAGUGUAUGAAGAUCCUACAGUGUCUUAUUCUAGAUCUCAGACUGAAAGCUCAGAAAGAUCUGGACAGGAAGAAGAUCGAGUACUUUGAGGCCAAAUGUGAGAUCGGCUUGCAGAGGAUCAGGUUGGAGAUGCUUCAAGUUCAGCUUGACACCUACACAAAAGACAAGAUCGCUGCUCAUAAACGAAUUACGGAGAAGCUCAAUGCAGAGCUGAAAACUUCAGAAAUGGAGAAACAGGCAGUGGAGUCCAAGCUGUCGUCAUUUGAAAUCUAUGGCAAAGAUUUUGAGGCUCUUGUCGAGGAAUACUCGAGACUCCGACAGGAGAUCGCCACUAAAUCAUGGGCACUGAAAGAAUUUGCAACAUAAAUGGAGGAAAUAUCACUGGAAGAUGAGUUUGCUCAUUACUUAAAGGAACAGUUCACCACAAAAAUCAUUUUCUCAGCAUUUACUCCCGUUAUGCCGUCUCUAACCUGUAUGACCUUCUUUCUUCUGUGGAACACAACCAAAGCAUGGAUGUGUUUUUGUCCACACUAUGUCAGGUCAGUGUGGUCCAAAAUGUUCAAGCUCAGAAAAGGCUUGACGCAUACACGUUUGCAUGUUUUGGAUCCAAUUGACUUGCAUUGUAUGAUCAAAAACACAUGCAUCCUUCAAAGCAAUCUAUGUUUGUGUUCCGCAGAAGAAUGCAAGACAUAUGAGUUUGAGACAGCAUAAGGGGAGUAAAUGAUGAGAGGAUUAUCUCUUUUUGGGGGGAUGUAUGAACUAUCCCUUUUAGCUGGUGUGCUGUAACUCUAGUCAAAAAUCUUGUUACGUUUCACUGUUCAGUCCUUAACAAAUUCAGUUCAAUUUGGCUCUUGUAUUUUUUUAUUAUUGUUGGCCAGUUAAUUUAGUUCAUCUCUAAUUAACCAGUCCCUAUCAGCCAGUAACCUACAUUAUCUAUUUUGCCCUAUUCCAGUUGAAGUCCAAAACAAGUCUUAGUUUAGUCAAAAUCCACAAGCGAUUGUCAGCUACUGUAUAUCGAUGAAAUAAAAGUCUCAAGUUAUUUGUCAA